Momordica charantia (bitter melon) is the source of this 1697-nucleotide messenger RNA. NCBI's taxonomy places the organism in Eukaryota, Viridiplantae, Streptophyta, Magnoliopsida, Cucurbitales, Cucurbitaceae. The record is from RefSeq and is a predicted model, not a curated record.
AUGGAGAUAAAGACUUGCGGGAAACCAAUUGAUUCUUUGCUGGAGAAGGUUCUUUGUAUGAAUAUUCUGUCUUCUGAUUACUUUAAGGAGCUUUAUCGUUUGAAAACAUACCAUGAAGUGGUGGAUGAAAUUUAUAAUCAAGUUGAUCAUGUGGAGCCAUGGAUGACUGGAAACUGCCGUGGUCCUUCAACAGCAUUCUGCCUUCUGUACAAGUUUUUUACCAUGAAACUUACUGUAAAGCAGAUGCAUGGGCUGUUAAAGCAUGAGGAUUCGCCUUACAUCAGAGCGAUUGGAUUCCUCUACUUGCGUUAUGUUGCAGAUCCGAAGACUCUCUGGAAUUGGUUUGAGCCUUAUGUUAAAGAUGAGGAGGAAUUUUCACCAGGAUCCCAUGGACGAAUGACUACAAUGGGUGUAUAUGUGCGUGAUUUGCUCCUUGGACAGUACUACUUCGAUACCCUUUUCCCUCGUAUUCCAGUUCCUGUUUUACGGCAAGUUGUUGCUAAUCUCGAGAAGUUGAAGCUUCCCAGCAAACAUUCAGGUGUGACAGGGGAAACACAUCGAAUUGGGUCUGAAGACACCGCACGGCGGCCACCUUCUGUAAAAGCUUCACUUUCAGUUUCAUUUGGACAACGAGCUCCACAUCGUGCCUCAACUAGGGACUCAUCCCCGGUUCGUCGUACACUACCACCAUCUGCUAAUGACAAAGAUAAUGGCGAUGAUGUACGAAGAUCUCCUAGCAGUCGCCGUAGUCAAAGUCGCGAACAUCCAGAUAAUGGAGAGAGGAGCAGGGAUAGAGAUUACGACAGGGAGAGGAGCAGGGAUCGAGAUCACGAUAGGGACAGAAGCAGGGAUAGAGAUCAUGACAGGGACAGGGGGAGGGACAGAGAUCGAGAUCGUGAUCGUGACAGAGAAAAAUAUAGAGAUCGGGAGAGGGACCGAGAUAGAGAUAGAGAUAGAGAUAGAGAUAGAGAUAGAGAGAGAGAGAGAGAAAGAGAGAGAGUUAGAGAGAGGGAGAGAGAUAGGGACAGAGAACGAAGUUAUGAUUAUGAUCGAAGGUCUCACUAUGCGGAUAGAGAUAGUAGAAGGGACUACGAAAAGAGUAGCCGUGAUGAUGGCAGUAGGCACUAUCGAAGGAGUCGAAGCCGAAGUAGGAGCAGGAGCAGAAGUCGAAGUCUACAAACAGUGAAUGCCCAUCACGAGCGAGUGCCAAGUCCUGUAAGAGAUGGGAACACCGAUAAGACAUCUAAUAUAUCAAGCAACCUGGCAAAACUUAAAGAUAUCUACGGCGAUGUGAGCGAUCAGAAGGGGGAUUGUAGCAAAGAAAGAGUUCCUAAAAGGGAUGGCAGUGGUGAAGAGGUGUUUAGAUUGGGUGGUGGUUCCUGGAAAUAGUGAGAGAUGAGUCCACUGUAUUGAAUGCACCAUGUUAUCUUCAUUUAGAAUACAGAUUUUAGUUUCUUUUGGGAAAGGGAAAGAAAAGAAGUGAAUUUGUUGCUUGAUUCAUCAUCUCUCCAAAAAUCUAUUUCAUCUAAAAUGUAAUAGAACCUGAACCAUGGUGGCUGUGUAGUGUAGUAGAUUAUGAUAGAAUUGAGUUGGUUACUGCUACUGCUUGUUUUAUGUUUGGAUGGACAGAGGAAGCCAAUGGAACUUCUCUAUAUACACUGAUUACUUCCUUUGAUUCAAGGUUUUUCCCUUAAAAA